This is a messenger RNA of Triticum turgidum subsp. durum (durum wheat), 1092 nucleotides long. Lineage: Eukaryota; Viridiplantae; Streptophyta; Magnoliopsida; Poales; Poaceae. The record is from the annotation of a GenBank genome assembly.
AUGAAGGCGCGGCAGUUCUUGAAUGUGGUGAUGCAGAGGUCUGGCAGUGGCAGCUUGUACACGGUGAGCCGCAUCAAGGCCGGGGAGCAACUCUUCUACCGGUCCACGGCGGAAGCACGGGCGGCGGCAGCAGCAGCGCAACCCAAGGAGGGGAAUACGACGCUGCCAUCAUCAGCCGUGGCGCCACCAUGGACGGAGAACAUCUCGCGGAUGCCUCCGCCCAGGCUCAGAUUGGAAGCAUACCGCUUAGACGGCCCAAGGCUCGAUUUUUUGCCCUUCUACGGACAAGGCAGGGGCGAUGGUAAGAUCCUCUCAAUGGACUCGGCGGGCAACACCGUCCUCUGCAACGCCGUCAGCGGCUCCAUCCAGCCCGUUCCCUGCCUUAACGAACCCAAGGGGGACAGCCCCGUCUCCUUGUCUAUCACUCGUGCGGACACCUCCCAUCAAGCCUUGUACGUUAUGGACAGGUUUCCCGCAGCUCGCAAUGCUUUCAUCUUCGAAGCCCUCAUCUACGGCAAGAAUAGCUGGGAGUGGCACCGGCUCCCUCGGCCGCCCUACGUCAACAACCCAGCCUAUAACUGCACAGCCAUCCAGUCCUACAUGUUGCUUGGUGAUGGCUCGACCAUCUGCAUAUCCUCCGCUGGGCCAAGCUCCAUCGGCACCUACUGCUUUGAUACGGUUAGCUGCACCUGGGAAAAGGUUGGCCGCUGGACCCUGCCAUUCCAUGGACAGGCUGAGCAUGUCCCUGAGCUUUGCAAUCUCUGGUUCGGCAUGGCCGGCAACAGCGCCAACAACUUGUGCACGCUGGACCUCUCCAACCUUGGCAGGGCUCCCAAGUUGCUGCAUAACUGGCAGGUCCUCGACACGCCUCAUGGAUGGGUGCAGAUAAGGGGUAGCCUGCUGUACCUUGGAGCCGGCAGGUUUUGCAUCUUCAAAAGUUUUGACACCGGGGAGCAAGACGCUCAGGGUAAUCCCAGCAACACAGCGGCUGUGCUUACCGGUGUGGAGGUAGUCCACAGAGGAUCAUCUGAACUCCAAAUGAUCAAGCACAAGUCAUUUAUCAGCUAUGCCGGCAUCCAGUGUGUUCUUUAA